This is a messenger RNA of Anguilla rostrata (American eel), 1289 nucleotides long. It is a transcript of the gene rheb, whose product is annotated as Ras homolog, mTORC1 binding. Gene Ontology annotation, cellular component: plasma membrane. The transcript is spliced from 8 exons. The record is from RefSeq and is a predicted model, not a curated record. Bases 227 to 781 code for a protein of 184 amino acids. Lineage: Eukaryota; Metazoa; Chordata; Actinopteri; Anguilliformes; Anguillidae. Gene Ontology annotation, molecular function: GDP binding; GTP binding; GTPase activity. Gene Ontology annotation, biological process: small GTPase-mediated signal transduction.
GAAUAAUUAAAACAGGAUUGCCGUGGGAGUGACGCAGAGGUUACUGAUGCUCGAGUUCUUUUUUGAGAAAUUAACAGAUAACAGGUUCAAUCGUAAAAUACUUUAUUAGUUUCUUUAAAAUAUUUCAUAACACAAAUCGUAAAUUUCUGUUAAAUUUAGGUUGGCUCAGUGCACCCCGCAGGCCUCUGCAUGUUGAUAUUGAUGUCGUGUUGUUGGUAGAAAAAAGAUGCCGCAGCCGAAAUCCCGUAAGAUCGCCGUCCUGGGAUACAGAUCCGUGGGAAAGUCCUCCUUAACAAUACAGUUUGUGGAAGGCCAGUUUGUCGACUCAUAUGAUCCAACCAUAGAAAACACAUUUACAAAAAUGAUCACAGUAAAUGGACAGGAGUACCAUCUGCAGUUAGUAGACACAGCAGGGCAGGACGAAUACUCAAUUUUCCCCCAGACAUACUCCAUAGACAUCAACGGCUACAUUCUGGUGUAUUCAGUCACGUCAAACAAAAGUUUUGAAGUAGUAAAAGUUAUCCAUGAAAAAUUGUUGGAUAUGGUGGGAAAAGUUCAAGUGCCCAUUAUGUUGGUCGGAAACAAGAAAGACCUACACAUGGAACGGGUAAUCAGUUGUGAAGAGGGGAAGGCCUUGGCAGAUUCCUGGAAUGCAGCGUUUAUGGAGUCCUCCGCUAAAGAGAACCAGACCGCGGUGGAGGUGUUCAAGAGGAUAAUCCUGGAGGCGGAGAAGAUUGAUGGGGGCGCUCCGCAGGGGAGGACGUCCUGCUCCCUGAUGUAGACAGCCCCUCCACCCCCAAUUCCAACCCCCCCCCCCCCUUUCUACCCCUUCCUUCCCUUCCUCCAACUGAUCACAGCACUGGACACUGGGAUAUCCCUCUACUUGAAGAGGCUUAACUGCCUGUUUUCCUCCAGAUAUACUUGGCAUUUUCUUUUUUCUUUUUUUCUUUUUAAGUAGGACGGAGAUAUUUACAGAUGGACGAAUAGGCUUCCCUCAGCUCUGGAUGGACCUGCUUCCACUCGCUGUCCCACCACACCUUGCUUAAACCAGCCCCUGACGUGAAAGAUAAAAGAUAGAACUUUACGUUUCCUCUCAUUUUAAGCUUUUAUUUUUCUUUUCUAUACUUCCCCCUCUCAUUUUCGAUUUGUAUAUUGUAUUUCUUAAAGAAUAUGGCCAUAAUUAUAAUUAUAAAGUUGCCAACAUUCUUUUUUUUGUGUAGUGAAUGUUGUUGAAAUCAUUUUUGAUUGUAAUCAUUAAAGCGGCAAAGUUUCACUAUUAUUUAAGUCAA